Cuscuta campestris is the source of this 1634-nucleotide messenger RNA. NCBI's taxonomy places the organism in Eukaryota, Viridiplantae, Streptophyta, Magnoliopsida, Solanales, Convolvulaceae. The record is from the annotation of a GenBank genome assembly.
GGUCGUUUGGCGGGGCGAAAUAUGGAAGUGAUUCUUUCUUCCUCAAUAACACCCCUCUCCAAAAUCCCAAAAUUUACAGCAAGAUCUUCCAAACCCCAUUUCCAAUUCGCCAUCUCCAGCUCUUCAGGACCUUCCAAAUUCUACCCAUCGUCAUCUUCAUCAAAUCUCUGUUAUAGUUUCAGAGCAAUUCCCACCACAGCCUCAAAUAAGCCCUUUGAUUGUGCAGCUUCAAUUAAUAAUUGGCACCAGCACUGGAUUGUGCUCAUGGAACCUCCCAAACAGGGCCUAACUUCCAAGCCUCAGAUCAUUGAUUACUAUGUGAAGACCCUAGAGAGAGUCUUGUGCAGGUUUCUCUUGUACCCACAUCCAUUUUUCAUGUUUGAAAGAUUUCCUUUUUAACAUUUAUUGUGUAUGAUCAGCUUGGGUUUGAAACCUUUCUUGGUAUCCAAUCAAAAGUUGGAGUUUUUAGUUGUAUUGAUUCCUUAAUAAUGGGUUUGAAUCUCAUACCCUCCAGUUUGAAAACUUAUUAAUGUUUACUUGCAAGGUUCAAGCAAAACAAAUCUAGUGAGAGGGAUGUAUUAGAGUGUAAAAUCUUUUGGUUGAGUUUAACUUUGUGGUAGAGUUUGACCCAUAACAAUGAUUAUUUCUUUAAAUUAUGGUUCAUUUUCUAUUUUUCAUUUCAAUAAUAAUAAUAAUUAUUAUUAUUUGAGAUGUUUGUUGUCAGUGAGAAGGAUGCUCAAAGGUGCUUGUAUGAUGUACAGUGGGAAACUGAAUAUGGGUUUUGUUGUGAAAUAGAUGAAGAAUGUGCACAUAAAUUAGCUGGAUUGCCAGGAGUUUUGUCUGUCCACCCUGAUCACAAGUUUGAGUCAGAGGAUAAAGAUUAUGAAGAAGGUUCAAGAUCAAAGCAUACUGACGAUGCACGAGAUUUCUCAACAUCAAAUGUUCAAACCAAGAAGCUUUUUGUUACCGGCCUAUCCUUCUAUACGUCUGAGAAAACAUUGCGUGCAGCGUUUGAAAGCUAUGGGGAACUUGUUGGAGUGAAAAUAAUAAUGGACAAGAUUUCCAAGAGGUCAAAAGGAUAUGGUUUUGUAGAGUACACCACAGAAGAGGCUGCGAUUGCUGCUCUCAAUCAGAUGAAUGGCAAGAUCAUUAAUGGGUGGAUGAUAGCGGUUGAAGUCGCGAAAAACAAUCCGCCAAAAUAUAACCAAAGAAGCUUGUGAUGAGCACACUAUCUUUUUUCCCUUAAAGCCAGAGAUAUAGCAUUUUGGUUGUCUCGAGCCGGGGAUCUCUUGGAAACGCCUUCUCUUCUUCCUAGAAGGGGUAAGGUUUCUCGGUACACACCCUCCCCAGACCCUGCUUUUGUGGGAUUCUACUGGGUUUGCUUGGUGUUGUUGUUGGGUGUCUUGACAUUCAUUCUUGAAUGGCAUAAAUACUUGUUGAUAGAUUAUUUUUUUUUUGCCAUAGCCCUUCAAAUUUACAACAACCCCAAAUUUGUAAUCAUGAAAUGCAGUGUCUUGUAGGCUGUAGCUGAAGAGAAUUGGUGGUCACUAUGGUUCAUAGGUCAAAUAUUCAAAUUGUCUUCUUUAUUUACUCCAUGAUUUGACAUUUUGACCAAAUAAUCACAGAAAAUUACU